Messenger RNA from Aureobasidium pullulans EXF-150, 378 nucleotides. Its product is annotated as YjgF-like protein. The record is from RefSeq and is a predicted model, not a curated record. NCBI's taxonomy places the organism in Eukaryota, Fungi, Ascomycota, Dothideomycetes, Dothideales, Saccotheciaceae. Gene Ontology annotation, cellular component: mitochondrion; cytosol. The transcript has 4 exons. Gene Ontology annotation, molecular function: deaminase activity. The coding region runs from base 1 to 378 and encodes 125 amino acids.
AUGUCGGAAAUGAAGAAGAUCUUUACCUCCAACUCCAUGGCUCCUGUCGGCCCUUACAGCCAAGCAGUCCAGGUCGGCCAGCACAUCUUCGUCUCCGGUCAGAUCCCCGCCGACAAGAACGGCAACUUGGUCGAGGGCAGCAUCGCCGACAAGACCAAGGCAUCAUGCGAGGGCAUGAAGGCUAUCCUCGAAGAGGCCGGCAGCAGCAUCAGCAAGGUCAUCAAGACCACCGUCUUCCUUACCGACAUGAAGGACUUUGCCGAGAUGAACGGCAUGUACGAGCAGUACUUCUCACACAAGCCUGCUCGCAGCUGUGUUGCCGUCAAGGAGCUUCCCAAGGGCGUUCCCGUCGAGAUUGAGGCUAUUGCUCUCUCGUAA